Messenger RNA from Girardinichthys multiradiatus, 4981 nucleotides. Its product is annotated as E3 ubiquitin-protein ligase RNF19A-like. Bases 416 to 3067 code for a protein of 883 amino acids. NCBI's taxonomy places the organism in Eukaryota, Metazoa, Chordata, Actinopteri, Cyprinodontiformes, Goodeidae. Gene Ontology annotation, molecular function: zinc ion binding; ubiquitin conjugating enzyme binding; ubiquitin protein ligase activity. Gene Ontology annotation, cellular component: cytoplasm; ubiquitin ligase complex. The record is from RefSeq and is a predicted model, not a curated record. Gene Ontology annotation, biological process: positive regulation of proteasomal ubiquitin-dependent protein catabolic process; ubiquitin-dependent protein catabolic process; protein polyubiquitination. The transcript has 11 exons.
AGUCCUUCUUGCGGUCUCCAGAACAAGUGUCACUGGCAACAGACGUCAAGUCGAUUGGUUCCAUCAGCCGAAACUGAGCUAUGUAGCUCCCCCAGCCCGCAUUCUAUCGUUGCUGAGAAGUUUUAGGGUUCUGUUGCAUCUUUUUCACUCUUGUGACCCCCACCCCUUCGCCAAAAUCCGGCUGCUAGAUGUGACGACGAGGCUGAUCAGGAGAAGCCACCAUGUCCUGAACACAGACGGGCCCUCCGGAGCCCUGUCCCCCCACCCCGUCCCCCCUUCCCCUGCCCCCUCUCCCAUCCACCACCUUACCCCUUCUCCCAGCCCCCUCCAACUCCCGCACCUCUCUGCUCACGUACGAGACAGGCUGCCUAGCUCUGGCUCCCCCCUGGCACACCCCUCUCCUCCUCCAGGAGAGAUGAGCUUACAGAAGCACCAGCAGCUGGGCAGUGGAUGUGGUGUUGUCAUGGGUUCUGAUCGGGACCUACAGUCCACUGCUUCUUCCAUUUCCCUGCCAUCUGUGAAGAAGGCUCCUAAGAAGAGGCGACUCUCCCUGGCUUCUCUUUUUCGAAGAAGAGGCCGGGAUAGUAAAUCAGGACACCAGAGGUCCAGGGAACUCCAGCACCCUGGAUCAGGAGGCCUAGCAGGAGUGGAUGGUAUUGCCAGCAUUGAGAGCAUUCACUCGGAAAUGUGUAAUGACAAGAACUCUGCCUUCCUCUCUGUGGCUGGGACAGGAGCUGCCCUUGCUGCUGCUGCCUCCUUCUCAUCUGCCUCAGGGCCUUCUUCUUCUACUUCCUCCUCCUCUAAAAUAGGGGUAAGAGUGGGGGCAGAGUUACUGGAGUGCCCACUGUGCCUUCUACGCCUCUCUAGGGAGAGUUUCCCCGACAUUAUGACCUGUCACCACCGCUCCUGCAUCGACUGCCUGCGCCAGUAUCUGCGCAUUGAGAUCUCAGAGUCACGUGUCAAUAUAAGCUGCCCCGAGUGCUCCGAGCGCUUCAACCCACAUGAUAUCCGCAUGAUCCUGGGGGAUCGCAUGCUAAUGGAGAAAUAUGAAGAGUUCAUGCUGAGGAGGUGGUUGGUCGCUGAUCCGGACUGCCGUUGGUGCCCUGCGCCAGACUGUGGAUAUGCAGUAAUAGCCUUCGGGUGUGCCAGCUGUCCAAAGAUCACAUGUGGCAGGGAUGGCUGCGGCACCGAGUUCUGUUACCACUGCAAGCAGCUGUGGCAUCCCAACCAGACCUGUGACGCAGCACGGCAGCAGAGAGCCCAGAGUCUCCGUCUGAGAACCGUGCGCUCGUCCUCCCUCAGUUACAGCCAGGAGAGCGGAGCUCCAGCUGACGACAUCAAACCAUGUCCUCGCUGCGCUGCUUACAUCAUCAAAAUGAAUGAUGGGAGCUGUAACCACAUGACCUGUGCUGUCUGUGGCUGUGAGUUCUGCUGGCUCUGCAUGAAGGAGAUCUCAGACUUGCACUACUUGAGUCCGUCAGGCUGCACGUUCUGGGGGAAGAAGCCCUGGAGCAGGAAGAAGAAGAUCCUUUGGCAACUGGGAACACUGGUGGGUGCCCCUGUUGGAAUCGCACUAAUUGCUGGGAUAGCCAUCCCCGCCAUGAUCAUCGGCAUACCUGUAUACGUGGGAAGGAAGAUCCAUAACCGCUAUGAAGGCAAAGAUAUUUCCAACCACGAGAGGAACCUGGUGAUUGCUGGUGGAGUGACUCUCUCUGCCAUCGUGUCCCCUGUGGUGGCUGCAGUCACUGUCGGCAUCGGGGUACCCAUCAUGCUGGCAUAUGUCUACGGCGUGGUGCCCAUCUCCCUGUGCCGCAGUGGAGGCUGCGGAGUUUCUGCUGGAAAUGGAAAAGGAGUGCGCAUAGAGUUUGAUGACGAGAACGGCAUGAAUGGUGGCAGUGGAACAGCCGCUACUGAUACCACAUCAGUAGCAGACACCAGGAACAAUCCCAGUAUAGGUGAAGGCAGUGUCGGGGGGAUGACCGGUAGCUUGAGUGCCAGCGGCAGCCACAUGGACCGCCUCGGAACCGCCAGAGACAACCUGAGUGAGACAGCCUCCACCAUGGCUCUGGCUGGAGCCAGCAUCAAUGGCAGCCUGUCCGGCAGCGCUAUGGUCAAUUACCUACACAGGAUGGAGGUUCAGGCUGAUGUGCAGAAGGAACGCUGCAGUCUCAGUGGGGAGUCUGCUACUGUCAGCCUGGGCACAGUUAGUGAUAACGCAAGCACCAAAGCAAUGGCUGGAUCCAUUCUUAAUGCCUACAUGCCUCCGGACAGAGAGGGAAGCAGUUUGGAGGUCCAGGUGGACAUUGAAUCUAAACCCGUUAAACGACGGCAUCACAGUGGCAGUAGCAGUGUCGAUGACGGCAGCAAUGUUGGCCUCUGCGGCUGGACCAAUCCCACCACGGGCUGCAGCUCCUCAGAAGGCAAAGGAAACGCUGCUAAGUGGGCCAAAGAGGCGUCAUUCUCCUCCUCUUCCAGCUCUGGGGGCAAAAAGAGCAAAGGCAAGCUGCGCAAGAAAGGAGGCGGGGGAACAAAGAUCAAUGAAACACGGGAAGAUAUGGAUGCUCAGCUCUUGGAGCAACGCAGCACUAACUCCUCAGAGUUUGACUCUCCAUCACUGAGUGGCAGCCUGCCCUCUGUGGCCGACUCUCAUUCCAGUCAUUUUUCAGAGUUCAGCUGCUCUGACCUGGAAAGCAUGAAGACGUCCUGUAGCCAUGGCUCCGGCGGUGGGGACUACCACUUGCGCUUUGCCACCGUCAGCCCCUUGCCCGAGGUGGAGAAUGACCGCCUGGAGACGUGCCCUGCUUCUUCGUCCUCCUCUCAAGGACACGGAGCUGGGAUUCCUCUUCAGUCUCCAACCUCCACCACCUCCUCCCUGGGUAAUGGUACAGAGCCAUCUCCUGUCUCCUUCAUUACAGACGAGAACAUCAGCCUUGCGUGUCCCAGUGAGCUGGACUCUUACAGCAACACCGGGGAGCUUCUGAAGGAACACAACAACAAUCACCAACAACAAGAGCCAGCCCCAACUGAGCAGCAGACCAAGAACUCCUGUAUACAGACUGAUAUUUAAUGAACUUAAUACCUUAAGUGCUGCACACAUACUUUAUACAUGACCUCCUUCCCUUCUUUAAUCUAACAAUUGCUGCUUAUGGUUUAACCUGCAGUUUUGGUUAUUCCCUCGCAACAGAUGCAUUUUACAUUAGGAUGCAUGUUUUCCAUAGAAGUAGCUUUUGAGUAAAACUGAACUGAAGUUACUAUCAGAGGGCCUUUGGGUGUAUAAAAGGUUUUGAUAGAACAGUCAUCUGAAAGUAUUAAAGAUGUUUCUGAUUGUGUUCCUGUGUGCGCCUGACACUGUCAAGAUGUUUUGGACCAUUCCUUAUUUGCUACUUUUUACAGGAAGCAGUGCACUUAUUUGGCCGUGCAUUGAUCUGUGUAGGUUCAAAUAGUUUUGCAAGUAUUUCAGUCUUGCUCUAAAGCCUGGAUGCAACAUCACACCUAAAUCAUUCGUCCUUACUGAGACAAACUGAGCUAGGGACCAGGCAAUAUGUAAUGUUAAAGUAAGUGUGUUGGGGGGAAAAAAAAAUAAAGAUAAAAAAAAUAUAUAUAUGUAUAUAUAUAUACAUACAGUCAGUCAGUCUGACUGACUGUAUGUAUAUAUAAAUAUAUAUAUAUAUAUAUUUAUAUAUAAAAUUCUCAUUUUGUACAACCUGAGCACCAAAUUCGGAAUAAUUUCAGCUCGAAAAUCUACGUUUAAUGAAGCUGAGAUUUUCUUUAAACAGAUCUGCUGUGGGAGAUGGUGCUCCACUGCUUUUUCUUGUUUGUUGAGAAGAUACCUGUAGCACAAACCUCUCAAGUGUUGUUUAGUGCCAAGAAAACCUUGAAAGCCAGAGCAGAAGCUCUGUGAAAUACAGUGGCGGUGGUAUUAUUGUUUUGGGCGGGAGGGGGGGUCUCUGGAAGGACGCAGUUGUAGAUUGUGCUGAAAGUUGAAAUUGUAAAAUGAACCAGCAGGUUGAUCAGUCGACUGAAAUUGUACAACGAAAAUGUUUACGUACUGUUUAGAGCUGAUUCUGCUGGAUGAUGGUUUCACCUCACUGAGAGCUUUGAUAUCUUAACUCAUGGUGCCUUCAGGAAGCUGCUUUGGUUUCUCUUCAUUGUGUUCUACGGAGGAGAACAUAUUACAGAUAGCAGAAUGUUAGCUUCUUCACACACUGAAACAUACUGUGGUGGACAUCGUAACUGAGGACUUUUCAGUAGCCUACCAAAGACAGCACUCAGGCUCUUGUUAAUUCUUUGACGUUUCAGCUGCCGACAGUAAGGUGCGUCCUUUUUUUACAUCGCGGGGAUGAAUGACGACCUGACCCAAGACCACACACACAUCCAGACUGCUGUUUUUACAUGUUCCACUAGAGCUACGCAAAUAACUGAGGCUGCACCUCAGCUCCAGGCACCGCCACUAUUACUUGUUUCAGAUUGAUUAAUGUUCCACUAAUGCACAAAGGUUCAUGGGAAAUGUGAGUUUGUUUGGGUUAAUCCUCUUGUGAUUCCAGUUAGUGUUGCCAAAUGGUGCUGCUGAGCAGACUUGAAGUCAGUUUUGUGUGUUUUUUGCCCAGAGUCUUACCUCAGACUAUUUACUGUUCUGUGGUCUGCUUUGAGGCCACUGAGCUGGUUCUGGUGAGCCUCUACUAGCUGUGGUUUUGGACCCAGGUCUGUUAUUGAACAAACAAUUGGUUCUGGCUUGGUUCUGUGAGUAAGGCUUCAUAGAUGCAGUAAUUCCCUUCAUCAAAGCUAGGAUUUUUCUUGUCUUUCUUCCCCUUCUUGGUUUUAACCAAAACUCAAAUGAUUUGGUUGUAAUUUGCACACCAGUGCCAGAUUACAGUGGUCAUUUGUGCAGAAUGGGAUAAGGUGUUUGUAUAUUUGUUUGGUAAUUUGCUUUACUAUAUGCGUGUAAAUGCAUAUUUACAAAAAUAAAAAAAAUUAUACCAAA